This is a messenger RNA of Sclerotinia sclerotiorum 1980 UF-70, 762 nucleotides long. RefSeq lists its product with no specific name. Lineage: Eukaryota; Fungi; Ascomycota; Leotiomycetes; Helotiales; Sclerotiniaceae. The transcript has 4 exons. The coding region runs from base 1 to 762 and encodes 253 amino acids. The record is from RefSeq and is a predicted model, not a curated record.
AUGUCUUCUUCACGAGUCAGUAAAAAUUUAAACAGCAGCGAAAAAGACGCGGAUACAGCAAUGUCUGCAUCACCAAAUAAUCCAUUGACCUCUAUUUCAACACAUUAUGACGAAGGAGAUUUAAUACUGCAAGGGUUUGAAGGUGAAAUGGCCAUACUUGCAAAAUGGGAUGAUCCCCAAUGGACUGUGAAGAUCUGCAAGUGGGUUCUAGGAGUACCUACACCGUGGGAGGUUGAAAAUGAGGAUGAUGACAUUGAUGAAAAAAUUAGUGUCUCAUACAAAUGGGGAAAAGCAGAGCCUUAUUAUGAAUCGUAUUACGGAGGAUACAUCCGAUGGGACGAAGCGCAGUUGGAUGCAGAAUUCAGCAAGUACAAAAUUGAGACCAAAUAUUUUUUUCAGGUAUUUGGAUUCCAGGCUGUUGCAGAUCCGGAGGGCAUCAACGCAAUUGAUGAAGGAACACUACUAUUCUUGGUCAAUGGAUAUAAUGAAAUAACCGAGAGAAUCAUGGACCGUCCUCCACCAGCAAUACUCAUCAGUGACCGCUCUUUGGCGGCUCGAAUGCAAGAAAAGAGAAGUGUUAGGGAGAAAACGAGACAAACACUCUCUAUGAAAAAUCUAGCGGCAGGGAGAAAGUCUUUAAAAGGAAAGUUCAUAGAUGCAGGCGAAAAGAUUGCAUUGGCUUGUCUCGGAAAGAGAGACGGUGGAAACUUUGUUGUCGGAGAAUCCAGGGAACUCAACCCUGCCGUGGAGAAUAGCGAAUGA